Molecule: messenger RNA, 979 nt
Organism: Aspergillus japonicus CBS 114.51
Lineage: Eukaryota; Fungi; Ascomycota; Eurotiomycetes; Eurotiales; Aspergillaceae
Exons: 5
Coding region: 47-979 (310 amino acids)
Source: RefSeq, a predicted model, not a curated record
GUUUCCAACCGCACCAAGUACCAUAACACCCUUGAACCUUAAGGUAAUGCCUACCUCCUCGUGGCGAGCGUCUCCGCCACCCGAACCGCCUCUUCCGCGACACUGGCCUGGGGGCAUUCCGAGCACCAUUCGCAACCACGCCACCCACAUUCACAACCAUGGCAGGCUUUUAGACAUCACCAGAGGCUGGUUCCUGUUUGUCUCUGAGCGAUGGAUCUCGCGUAAGGAUGCGGGGGUUGCCGAGCAUGAGGACGUAGAAUAUGAGCUGCGUCAGCGGCGGACGCUCGUCGAACAGUGGGCGGCAGCAAAUCAAUCAUUCCGUGAUGCUUUUCAAGCCCGCGCACCCCGUCCAGCUAGUCCCCGGGAUUACUGCCCCGAAGCACGCAAGGGAGUUGGACGCACCCGCCAACCGCAAAGCCAAUUCCUCUGUCUGGCGGACGUGCAGGCUCACAACGUCCUUAAUCGAGCCCGCUGGGUAAAGCUGCUGAUCCUGUUACAGGAUUUCAAUACCCCGGCCGGCAACGGGUCAAUCUGUCACCAACCCUUGAUCCUAGAUCCCAACCCCACCACAGACACUCAAGCACUGCCCCUUUCUAAGGCAGAUGCACUCCGAUGGUUGUUCCUGGAGACGGCGGAUUUUGAAUGGAUCACUAUGGCCGUGGACGGAACAGUUCUCUUUCUAAAGCGAUCCGACUAUUGGAUAUGGCAUGGCAAGAAGGAAAAGGUUGCUCAGUUGGAGAACUUCUUCAUAGGCAUGCCGGGGGAUUUCCACAAGAGAAUACCGCACAUGAACCUCUCUUUACUCGAGAUCCUGAAUACCGCCUGGGACCAACACCUGAUGCGCGGCUUCUGGCCGGAGGCCAAGACGGAAUUCGCCAAAAAGGUCGACGAGUAUGCCCCGGGGUAUCGCGAGCUGGAGGCUCGCCACUUCGCGGCCUCAGGCCAGUUCGCUGCCUUAGGCAACCAGUUGGCGGACUGA